AUGGCCGAUUCCGAAGAACGUCCACCCGAGGCUGCACAGCAACCGGAAGCACAUGCUGAGCCAGAUACCACGACAGCAGAUGAAACAGCAGUGGCAGAAGAACUCCAGCCGCCACAAGGGGACACUGUUGAAGACGAAGCUGAACAGCCCGAGGGGGAACAACAGCCUGAGCUGGAAGACGGGGGAGAAGAGGACGACGAUGCUACGGAGACAGAUGCCUGCGAGGACGCUGGUGCUGAUGGUGGAGAUGACAAUGCCACGCUAAGGGGCUCAGAACAGACUCCUUCGGUUGUAAUAGAACAGUCGAGGUCGCGGUCUGACUCCCGGUCAACGGUUGCAACGCAGUCUGGCCAGCAGCGUUCAACACCUCUCAGCUCAGCUGUAUUCGUGAUCACUGCUUUGGAUACAAUUGCGGCCUCGAAGGAAGCCCGGAAGAGCAAGGAGCUGGAUGACGCAGUCAAGCAGGCUCAGGCCAACAUUAAGCAGUCCGACCACCAUCCAAUAGACCCAGAAUCGAUCUUUUUACCCUUACAAUUGGCGAGCAAGACCGAUAGUAUCCCGCUGCAGGUCACUGCCCUAGACUGUAUUGGCAAGCUGAUAACUUAUUCUUACUUUGCCUUUCCCUCCGUUCCCGAUGGAAGCGAGUCCGCAGACCAACCUCCGCUGAUAGAACGUGCAAUCGAGACAAUAUGCGACUGCUUCGAGAACGAACACACCGCUAUAGAGAUCCAGCAACAGAUUAUCAAGUCUCUCCUGGCUGCUGUACUUAACGACAAGAUUGUUGUUCAUGGUGCCGGCUUGCUGAAGGCAGUUCGACAAAUUUACAAUAUCUUCAUCUACUCCAAGUCUGCGCAGAACCAGCAGAUAGCACAGGGAUCGUUGACUCAAAUGAUUGGCACUGUCUAUGAUCGCGUACGCACCAGAUUGGAUCUCAAGGAGGUCCGUAUACAGGAGACCGAGACCCGGGAAAAUCGCAAUGGCUCUACCGUUGACUCACCCCCUAACGCUGCGGAGGAUGGUGCCGUCACGGACGUUGAAGGACAAUCAGAUAUUGGAACCUCAAAUGUUGUAGAUCAACCUGUCGCAAAGGAGCCGACGGAGAAACUGACUCUACAAAGUUUCGAGACCAACAAGGAUGAUACCAUGGUCAAUGAUAGUGCACCAACAAUGGUCACAAGGGCCAAGGUGGUAAGAAAGACAUCUAGAUCUGGCGAGGAACUUGAUCCAGCAGCCGAUGAAGAGGAUGAAAUAUAUAUCAAGGACGCCUUUUUGGUCUUCAGGGCUCUAUGCAAACUGAGUCAUAAAGUGCUCACCCAUGAGCAACAGCAAGACCUGAAGGCGCAGAAUAUGAGGUCAAAGCUACUCUCUUUACAUCUAAUGCAACACCUCCUAAACAACCAUAUUGCUGUUUUCACCUCACCCAUUGCAACCAUCAAACACGGUUCAAACUUUGAUGAAAGCAUGACGCUACUACAGGCCAUCAAGCCACAUCUUUGCCUUAGUUUGAGUAGGAAUGGCGCUAGCUCGGUUCCCCGCGUAUUUAAUGUCUGCUGUGAAAUAUUCUGGCUGAUGUUAAAGCAUAUGAGGGUGAUGUUAAAGGUUAGAUGA
Molecule: messenger RNA, 1608 nt
Organism: Trichophyton rubrum CBS 118892
Lineage: Eukaryota; Fungi; Ascomycota; Eurotiomycetes; Onygenales; Arthrodermataceae
Exons: 1
Coding region: 1-1608 (535 amino acids)
Source: RefSeq, a predicted model, not a curated record